AUGACCGACGUGCUUGUGAGAGACACCGACCUUGCCAGUUUGGCGAAGCAAGUGGUUGUUAUCACCGGAGGUUCGUCUGGCAUAGGUCUUGCAGCGACGAAGCUGCUCUUGUCACUUGGAGCGUCUGUCGUAAUCGGCGACGUGCAGCCUCCACGAGAUGGCUUCCACCAUGAUUCACUUGCUUAUCAGCAGACAGACGUGACAAAGUGGUCAGACCUUCUCACCCUGUUCCAAAAGGCAAAAGACGUGCAUGGCCGAAUCGAUCAUGUCUUUGCAAACGCUGGUAUCUCCGUCAGGGCAAACUACCUUGCCACCGAUCUCGACGAGAACGGUGAUCUGAAAGAACCCUCCUUUGAGUCCCAGGAGGUAAAUCUUCGCGGCUGGAUCAACACCGCCACGCUGGGCAUGUAUUACAUGAGGCCAGAACAGCAAAGUGGAGAAGGCAGUAUCGUCAUCACCUCAUCGAUCGCUGGCUUUUCACGCUUUCGAGCCGUCGACUAUGCCAGCGCCAAGCACGGGAACCUAGGAUUCAUGCGCGCCAUGCACCAGAUUCUGGUCGAUGAAAAACUACCAAUCCGCAUCAACGCCAUCGGACCCAGUUGGACGAGAACAGGGAUUGUACCUGGGGCUAUGAUGGAGAAGCUGGGCGUAGAGCUCCAGGAACCGGAAGACGCCGCUCGGAGCGCCCUCAUACUCAUGGCUGAUUCCUCGAGGAACGGCCAGUUCAUGCACUCGUGCGGUGGAAGAUUCAAGGAGAUCGAGGAAAGUAUCUUCGUGCCUGCUACUCUCCAAGUGGUUGGGAAGGGAAAACAUACAGAAGACGAUGACUUGAAGAGGGCGAUGGAGCUCAUGGGUGGGUCGUACAAAGACAAGGGCUUAGCCGGGCUUGCGUAG
Cyphellophora europaea CBS 101466 is the source of this 894-nucleotide messenger RNA. RefSeq lists its product as uncharacterized. The coding region runs from base 1 to 894 and encodes 297 amino acids. The record is from RefSeq and is a predicted model, not a curated record. The transcript has 3 exons. NCBI's taxonomy places the organism in Eukaryota, Fungi, Ascomycota, Eurotiomycetes, Chaetothyriales, Cyphellophoraceae.